AUGGACGACUAUCCCGCCAAACGCCAAAGCAGAAUGAAAAUCGACUCCCUGCUGAACCCCGACUCGGGGGCCGACAGCCACGCCUACUCCCACGCGAGCAUGUCGCACGGCUACCAGCACUCCCCCGGCUACCCGCCCUCGCCCGGAAACCAUCAAUAUUUCAAUGGCUACCGGUACAACUACCACGACACCUCGCCGUCCUCGACGGCCACGACGCACAGCAGCGCCUCAGGCCCGGCCCCAGGCUCGCACAUGUUCCUGUCCUACCGGCCUUCAUUCACGUCCACACAGGGGGAGUCGGUGCCCUCGAGCCCGGAUCCUUACCACCCGCGUGAACGGUACGACUCUGUCUCGAGCACUUCGUCGAAUAACGGCGCCGAUCGACGACGGCCGCCCCGGCCCAAGUACGAGGAGGAGGAAAUGUAUUUUAUUUGGUACCACCGUGUUGACCUGUGUCAGGAGUGGAAGGAGGUGCGCGAGAGCUUUAAUAGGCAGUUUCCUUCGCGCCAGCGUCGCGGUUUUCAGGGCAUCCAGUGCAAGUUUUAUCGCUUUAUUAAGGAGAAGAAGUGUCCGACUCUCCGGGAGCAACGGCGGAUGCGUGAUGGGGAGUUCCUUCGUGAGGGUGCCGCACUGGGCCCGGACUCGGGGGCACCGCGGUUUGGCGUUAUUGAGUGGGCGAAUGUGUGGUAUCCGUGGAUGAGGGAGGAUCGGGAGACGGCGUUGCAGAGGCAGCGUCUUGCUGCUGCAGCGACUUGA
Penicillium argentinense is the source of this 756-nucleotide messenger RNA. RefSeq lists its product as uncharacterized. NCBI's taxonomy places the organism in Eukaryota, Fungi, Ascomycota, Eurotiomycetes, Eurotiales, Aspergillaceae. The record is from RefSeq and is a predicted model, not a curated record. The transcript has a single exon. Bases 1 to 756 code for a protein of 251 amino acids.